AUGCCUCUAGGUGCUGCUGUCACCCUUCUGAUGGUGCCUCAGCUGCUGUGCCUGGGCAUAGGCACGUCUGGGGGCCCCAGGCUACCCACCCUCUGCCAGAGCUCUUUUCACCACAGCUGGAGGGGCCAGACCUUUGCCAAUUUGGUUCGGAGGCCUGUGUCUGUCCUCCCUUGCAGCUGCUGGUCAGCUAGCCACCACCCUCUCACUCCAUCUUCCACAGAUGCAGUGAGUUGGGCCCGAGGACGUCCCAGCCACCCCGACACGCCCCCCAACAUCUACGAGGGAGGGCUGGGGGCCCAGCAGCAGCAGUGCCUCAGUGCCCAGGGGAGCAAGCCCAAGAACUUCCGGCUGCGCCACCUCCGGGGCCUGGCGCUCUACCUGCCAGCCCACAUGCAGCCCGCUGGCCAGUGUGAGAGCCACUGGCUGGGUCGGCUCCUGGCCGGGGGCUGCCUCCCACGGCCUGAGGGCAUGACCUGGCCCCAAGACUGGCCACAGAGGACUCUGGGUCGAGGUAAUAGGCACUGCCUAGCCCUUCUGGAAGCCCGGCUGCCCAGGGACAGCCUGGGAAACACAGCCUCCAGCUCCAGCAUGGACCCGGCCAAGGGUGUCCCCUCCCAGCCUGGUCCCCCUGAGGGCUUAGGGCUCAGGCCAAAGAGGUCCCGGGGGGCCUUUGAGGAGUCCCCAUGUCCCUUGUGCAAGAGAACCCGCUCUAGGGUCCUGGAGAGGCCGUAGGGAUCCCGAGUGCAGGGCUGGUUCUCCCAACUCCAGGACAGGAGGGGCAAGCAUGGCGAGGUGGAGCCCCCACCAGAAACCCUCCUGCACCCCAGACAGCCCAGCCCCAGAGCCUGGGCGGCCUCAGGAGAGUGAGGGAGGAGGGAGGAGGAGGUCCUGCGGCAAAACAGAAGCAUGGGCCUGCCCUUGCAGGCUGCUCAAACUCACGUCAGCCACUGGUACCCGGGAGGUCAGGCCGCUUGGAGAAUCGGGCCUCCUAGUGGUCGGGGAGUCACAGGUCUAAGUCUCAAUAAAAGCCGCGGCCUACACCUCCUCGUCCCUCUGUUACCAGGUCAAUUCAGUUAGACAAACAGCCCACUGGCCCCUGCUUUCUGAGAGCCAGGUUCAGUGUCCAAUCUGGGAAAGGGUCCACAGCAUUCCCUGCCCUUGACUGUUGGCACAGAGACAAAGCUGGGAGUCACAUCCAGGGCAGAGGGGCACCUGGAUGCUGGUGGAGCAUCACAGAAGAGGGACUCAGGGAAGACUUCCUGGAGGAGGCACUUCCAAGCUUGGCUCUAAAGGAUGGGCAGGGUCUCAGCAGCCCCAAGCUCAGGGCAUGGCAGUCCUGGCAGAGUGGCCGAGAGAACAAAGGGGCCGGUUUUAGGGAGGAAAGUAGUUUCCAAACCUGGGCAGACGUCCUGCCUUGGCCCCCACAAUGCCCCUCACCAUGGGCUUGGGUAAGUUCGCUGCUCUCUGGGGACCCAUGCUCCCCUGUCCCUAGGUAGGACCUGCACAGCCCUUCUCCCCAGGUGAGCUGACUCCAGGCACAAGGGCCUGGGCUCCCAGUGUUCCAGAGUGUUUCAGCUUCAGCGCUGUUGACAUUAGGGUCAGGUCAUUCUCUGCUGUGGGGGGGCUGUCCUGUGCAUUGCAGGAUGUUGAGUAGCAUCCCUGGCUUCCACCCACCAGAUGCCAGUAGCACCCCUUUCCCCAGGCAUGACAACUAAAGAUGUCUCCAGAUAUUGCUCAGUGUCUCCUGGAAGGAAAUUGUCUGGGGUGAGAUCAAUGCCUUAUACACUGGGCCUCAGCCUAAGGAGGUCCCUGUGAAGCCAGAAAAGAAUGGAAGACCCAGACUAGCCACAGUGACCCUUGGCCAUCUGGCUGACCUUCUGCUCCAGUAGCCUGGGUCAUGUUAGGGCCAAGACCACAUGUGAUGGUGUUGAGGACACCUCUGGACACAGGACAGCUGGGUUCC
Messenger RNA from Loxodonta africana (African savanna elephant), 1963 nucleotides. RefSeq names its product chromosome 12 C16orf90 homolog (gene C12H16orf90). Bases 1 to 732 code for a protein of 243 amino acids. NCBI's taxonomy places the organism in Eukaryota, Metazoa, Chordata, Mammalia, Proboscidea, Elephantidae. The transcript is spliced from 3 exons. The record is from RefSeq and is a predicted model, not a curated record.